Messenger RNA from Glycine soja, 1593 nucleotides. Its product is annotated as vinorine synthase-like. Lineage: Eukaryota; Viridiplantae; Streptophyta; Magnoliopsida; Fabales; Fabaceae. The record is from RefSeq and is a predicted model, not a curated record. The transcript is spliced from 2 exons. Bases 1 to 1593 code for a protein of 530 amino acids.
AUGGAGGAUGCCAAUGGAGGGGAAGCCGGGGAGAACGAAAGCCAACACGGAGGAGAAGAAGCCAGACGAGAAGAAACGAAGGGCGCGGAGGAAGAAGAUGCCAGACGGGAAGCAAAUUUGAAAUGGAAGAUUAGUGGGACAAUCGACUAUGCUACUUACUUUCUCAAUCACACCUUUGCAUCAACCAAGAAUAUGGAAGUUGAAAUAAUCUCCACUCAGUGCAUCAAACCCUCUUGCACAACACCAAAUCACCCAAAUACAUAUAAUCUCUCAAUCUUAGACCAGUUCAUGCCUUCUAUAUACAUACCAAUGGUUCUUUUCUACUCUUUUGCUCAGAGUUCUCAAGCCAAUAUUGACAGUACUAUAACUCAACAAAGAUUGAAACAAUUAAAGGAAUCAUUAUCACAAGUCUUGACUCAUUUUUACCCAUUCGCUGGAAGGGUUAAGGACAAGUUUACCAUCGAUUGCAAUGAUGAAGGGGUUCACUACACCGAGGCCAAAGUAAGUUGCACUCUAGCUGAAUUUUUCAACCAACCUAAUUUCUCGUCGCUUAUCCAUAAACUUGUUCCAAAUCAACCAAUUAUGGAAUUAGCGACCGAAGGGUACACAGCCAUGGUACAAGUGAAUUGUUUUGCAUGUGGUGGCAUGGUGAUAGGUACCUUGAUAUCUCACAUGAUAGCGGAUGGAGCAGGUGCAAGUUUCUUUUUAAAUAGUUGGGGUUCUAAUUCUAACUUUUCUCAUCAAGAUGCAUUUGAUCAAUUUCCAAACUUUGAUACCCCUUUCCCUCAGAAUAAUAAUAAUUAUGCAUGCCCACAUGACACAAAUGUGAUGAAUUUGUGUGGCCAAUUUUUGAACGAGGGUAGGGUUGCUAUGAGGAGGUUUUUAUUUGAUGCUGAAGCUAUUUCGAGGUUAAGGGCUCAAGGGUCUAGUUUAACCGUGCAAAACCCUACUCGAGUGGAGGUAGUAACAUCCCUUCUAUGCAAAUGUACUGCAAAAGUUUUCAAUGCAAACUUUGGUUUAGAGAGGCCUACUUUGAUAACUCAUGCGGUAAAUAUGCGUAGAAGGGCAUCUCCUAUGUUUCCAAAAUCGUGUAUGGGUAAUUUUGCAUGGUUGGCUUUGGCUUUAAUAAUGAGUUCAAAGGACAACAAGGUAAUAAUGGAGUUAUUACCUGACUUGGUUGUUAAAUUGAGGGAAGCAGUGUCAAGUAUCAACUCAGAUUUUGUGAAAGGCUUCGAAGGUGAUGAAGGGUAUGCUAAAUAUUGUGAAGUUUCAAAAGAGUUAAUUGAGAAAGCAUCGAGUUUUGCUGCAACGACCACAAGUGGGGUUAAUUACGUUCAUUUUACGAGUUGGUGCAACUUUGGACUUUAUGACGUUGAUUAUGGAUGGGGAAAACCAAUUUGGGUGUCUUGUGUGGCUGAUUCAGUUGACGAUUCUAUGUUUUUUAACGCGGUCAUACUAAUGGAUACACCUUCAGGAAAUGGAAUUGAAUGUUGGGUUUACUUGAAUGAAGAUGAAAUGGCCAUAUUGCAACAAGACAAGGAGCUCCUUGCUUUUUCAACCUUAGAUCCAAAUCCUCAGCAACUAAAGGAUUAA